Molecule: messenger RNA, 3279 nt
Organism: Scheffersomyces stipitis CBS 6054
Lineage: Eukaryota; Fungi; Ascomycota; Pichiomycetes; Serinales; Debaryomycetaceae
Exons: 1
Coding region: 1-3279 (1092 amino acids)
Source: RefSeq, a predicted model, not a curated record
AUGGCCAACACCGUAUUGGACUACUUUCUCAAGUUGCACAUUUUCAAUCUGGAGGUGAAUAUUGCCGAUCUCGUGGAUAUGGCCGUUCAGUUCCAGCGGAUGUUUGAGCUAUCGUUAUUGCCAGAAGACAAGGCAAGACUAUACGACGUUAUCUCGGGAAAAUGCGCUUCUUUCAACAGCUACAGUCUGGAAGAUGCUAUUCUCACUCCACAAGGGGAAUACAGGCGAUUGAAUGAGUUCUUCAAGAACUACUCACCAAACGAUACGUAUUACUUCGACGAGAUACACAUCAAUGUCGGAUCGAAGAACUUCACGGUCUCUGUCUCGGGAAAUCUUUCUGCCUCUGGCUUCUUAGAUCCGCUUGUAGUCUCCAAUUUACCUCUGAAAAGCUUCAAUUACUACCCUACAGGGUUGUUGAACUCGACACAUUUACAUGCGUACUUGGCCCGUAUCAACCUCCAAAUGAGACUUCGUGGCCAGAAGAUCCUUUUGGUACUCCACAACAACGUAGUCGUAGACAGUCGCCAGUUCUCCAAUAUAGAAUUGUUGUACAUCAGCCCAGAAGUAGACAAGUACUUCCAGAAUAAUCCAGACAAUUGCAUUAAGUUUCCCGACGAAUAUGGACUAAAGUCGUGGAUUAGAUCCCACAUCAUCGACCGGUUGUCGAAGUUGAAGACUUUCGAUAAUCCACUGCUAUUGAUCAACUCCAUAUUGUACUCAUAUAGCACUUGCAUCUCCAAACUCUUACACGAUCCUCUAUAUUUCCAGUUCAACCAGUUGAACUUGAUGUCUUCGAACUUUAUGGGAAACAACAUGCCUGCCCCUUACUAUGUAAAUGAAAACAUCAAGAUAACGGAUGGUAACCUCAUAGUCAUGGAUGAAGCCCCUGAAAUAGGCCAAUACUCGGCCAGAGAAGACAAUUUUAAAAAGCUCAACAAUUACAAUUACAACGUAAAAGAUAUCUACUUCAUUCUUUCAAGUCUUUUACUGUAUCAAAAUUCUGAUAUCGGCCAUGAUUACGGUUUUGAUGCUAAAGAAAUAAUGGACUUCCUCGUGCAAAAAGUACAUCCUUUCUUGAUACAGAGAGAGUUCCCCUUUGUUGGCCAUUUCCAUCGCUUUUUGGAUGAAUUCAUUAACGAGUAUGCUAGAAUAGGUGCUUCAGACGAUACAGAUGAAACUGAUAAUGCAUUUAGCGUGUCGGAGAAAUUCCAUCUUGGUCCAUUGCAAGAAGCAGCCAGAAUUGAGAAAAUUUUGGUAUCUGCUUUUGAUCAGGAUGGUGACAACUUAGCCUCGAUGCUGUUUCCUCACAUAGAUUCUAUUGAAGUGGCCAAUUCUGAAGCAUCCUUCUUGAAGGCUUCUGCUCGUAACCUUUCCAAUGGAAAUAGUUUGCCUUUACCAACUUUAGACGAGUAUGAUAUGUUCACUCCAAAGAAAAGAAGAAGCCUGACAAAUUCAAUUCCUACCAUCAAGAAGUCAAAGAUCAUUGAAAUAAUGAAAAAAGACAAGUUGAGUUUUGUGAACUCCGCUCAGGGCUCUGUUUUUUCAGACGACUCUGAUUAUUCAGAAGAUUCAUUUUCUAGCAAGAUAAAGCAAUUCAAAGACAAGGUGGAUUCAAAUGGACUGGUACUUAGUCAAAAUGGAAACGGUAAAGUCGUUGAAGAGAACGAUGCAAAUGCUUAUGAGAACGAAAAAUCAGGAGAUGAAGAUGAAGAGUCUCUGGAAGAAGAGAACGAUUCUGCGAAAGAAGAAGAACGUAAAGAUGAUGAUCGUGAAGAGUAUUACAUGCACCGAGAACUAAUCAACCCUGUAGGCGGUGAUGAGAAUGGGGACAUUGAAGAAGAAGUAUAUGGUCAAGAUGAUGACAUUGAAAUGGAAAAGGUGCAACAAGAAGAAACAAUCAGUAUACAACCAGAAGCGAAAGCAUCCUCUAUUCAGAUGGAAGUUGAGCCAAAUAGCACUGAAGAAUCGUCUAACUCAGAUAGCAACAGUUCUUCCGAUAGCAAUGAAGUUGCAGACUCAAAUAAUGGAGAGAAAACAUAUAUUAAGGAAGCCCAUAUGAAUGAACCUACUUCUAGGGAAGACAAUCCUAGCGAUAGUUCCGAAUCUCAAUCUUCAGAUUCCAGUGAAUCAGAUGCAGAAGACAGCGCAGAAGAAGAAGAAACACACCCAGAGUCAAAUUCUAAAGUUCCAUUAUCUUCUUCAACAAUAUCUCCAUCUCAACUUCCAAUUCCAGUUCCGAAUCCAGUUCCGGCUCCAGUCAAGACGAGCUCAAUUUCUGCAACUCCUUCAACGCAGAUUAAGUUACCAAGGAGGUCAUUGGGAACUUUAUCUUCGUUGGUUCCGCCUAAAUCUACAGUUGAAUCCAAAGAUACGCCUAAGACAAAUUCUGAUAGGUCCAAAUUCAAGGGAAAGCUUGAUUUCAGUUCAGAUGACUCUUUUUCUUCUGUAGACAGCGAUAGUUCAGAUGAGUCUAAUGAUGAUAGAAACGUAUCACAGCUAGCACAAGUUAAAGUUACGUCAACCAAAGCUGUACCAAAGACAGAUUCUACAAAAUCAACAACUAUUACAAAUACAAUACGUUCAAAACCUUCUUCUAUUCCAGCAAAUUCAACAGCCCUUACGAAACAUAUAUCUACGAAGGCUGUACUUUCUAAACCAGUUCUGCCGUUGUUAAAAAAGGUAUUAGAUGCGGGACUGAGUCGUGAUCCAAAAUUGGCACCAUCGGCAAUUCUUGAACAUGUUUCCAAGCCUAAAGAAAAGAGAAUAAACCCAAGUCAAUUAAAGAGUAUUGAAAGAAGACAAUAUGAUUCUUCGUCAGAGGACGAAAUGUCGGAUCCUAUAAACGAAAGCUCUGACGAAUCGGAAGACGAACUCUUUGGUACUCUGCCGAAUGUUUCUACUCUGACUCAACGUACGCAAACACAAAAUCUGACUCAAAUUCAGAUUCAAACAUCGAAUUCUACUACAAAAUCUCCUGUUAGGAAACCAGGCAGUCCAUUACAAUUUAGCUUUGAUAGAAAUUCUCCUGGUCAAAGUGCAUUAUCACCUCGUGAAAAGUUACAAUUCUCGUCACAGUCGACUCCAGCAUCGGCUGGAAAAGGUAGACCUACAAUUCUAUCAAUGAAGUUGAAGGAACUCGAAGCACGCCAAGCAAGUCCAUCGAAGAAAGAAAUACCUAAAAAGGGCCAAAGGCAAACCUCUCAAGCAAAGGAAAGGCAAUUAUCGGCAUCUGAUUCUGAUAGCAGCUCUGAAGACUCAGACGAUUCGAUCGGAUUCUAA